This is a messenger RNA of Apus apus (common swift), 2470 nucleotides long. RefSeq names its product sosondowah ankyrin repeat domain family member B (gene SOWAHB). Lineage: Eukaryota; Metazoa; Chordata; Aves; Apodiformes; Apodidae. The record is from RefSeq and is a predicted model, not a curated record. The transcript has a single exon. Gene Ontology annotation, molecular function: protein binding. The coding region runs from base 77 to 2338 and encodes 753 amino acids.
UGAGCGCCGCGCCGAGCACCGACGUGCAGCACCGAACAACCGAGGAGGAGAACCCGAGAGCCGGCAGCUCCGGAGCAUGGCGCGGGAGCUGAGCCAGGAGGCCGUGCUGGACUUCCUCUGGGGGGCCGGGGGCCGAGCCCCCAACGCGGCGCUGCUCCGCCACUUCCAGCGCUUCCUCCGCGACCCGGCGCUGACCGAGCAGCAGCGGCGGGAGCGCCGCGAGUACUUCAAGAGCCUCGUCAAUUCCCUGGCCACCGUCCACCCCGCCGCCUCCCCCGGCGCCUCCAAGGACAUCGUCCUCCGCCGCAGGUACCGCGACCUCCUCGACGAGGAGCUGCCUCCGGCGGCAGAGGAGCAGCAGAAAGAGGAAGAGAAGGAGGCGCCGCCGCCCCGAAGCGACCCCGACGGGCGGCACGGUGUCCCGGGGCAAGCGGUGACAAAUGGACGGCCGGGCGGGGGGCAGCUCCCGGGGGCCACCGUGGCGGGGGGCUGCGCGGCCCGGGGUCGCGGCGGACCCUGCUGCGAGUGCCGCCGGGCACUCCGCGCUGCCGCCCCCCAGGGCCCGGGGGCUCCGCUCCCCGCCGGGCCGCCCCCUCGGACCCGCACCCCGCCGCUCCCCGCCGGGCCGCCCCCUCGGACCCGCACCCCGCCGCUCCCCGCCGGGCCGCCCCCUCGGACCCGCUCCCCUCCGCUCCCCGCCGGGCCGCCCCCCUACCGGUCCCGGCCCUUGUCGUCGGGUCCCUGGGCGCUGCACCUCGACGGGCCAUCCCGCUCCCAGCCCCCGGCGCUGCCCUUGGGUCCCGGGGCGCUGACCCCCCUGGGGCCACCCCCGUACGAGACCUUGCGGUUGCCUGCUGCCAAACCGUCCCGAUCGCCAUCGCCACCGCUGCCCCCGGCCCCCGGGGUGCUGCCUCUCCCUGGAUCAGCCCCGUUUGGGUCCCUGCCGCCACAACGCCCUAGAGGGCCGACACCAACCCAGUCCUUGCCACUGCCAUCGGGCCGCGGGGGGCUGCCCCCCGACCGGCUGCCUCAGCCACCGCCUCUGCCACAGCCCCCCACCAGGAUGCCUCUACUGAAAGCCUCACCGCCCUCAGCAGGUCCAGGGGGGCGGGCACCCGCCGUGCUGUCAUCGGACCCCAGGAUGCUGUCCCCCACCCGGCCUCACCUAUCUCGGUCCCCACAGCCCCCCCCAACCCGGUCCCUGCUGCUGCUGUCCACCCCGGGGGUGCUGCCCCUCUCCCGCUCCCUGCAGGCGCUUCCUGCCAGCCCUUCCCCAUCCCCACCACUUCCAGGUGUGCUCCCCUCCACCAGGCUGCCCCCAUCACAGUCCAGGUCCCUGCAGCAGCUCCCCACCAGGCCGUUCCGGUCCCCACCGAGGGAACGCAGGGUGCUGAUUCUCAACGGACCAACCCAAUCUCAAACCCUGCCACUGCCACCAGGUCCUGGGGUGCUGCCCUCCACCGGGCCAUCCCCAUCCCGAUCCCCACCGCAGUCUCUCACCCAGCCACCCCCAUCCCAGUCCCUGCGGCCACCUUCUUCUGCCAGGCCACCUCUAUCCCAGUCCCUGCUGCCAGCACAGGGCCCCACAGGGCCCCAGGCUCCAGAGAGCAGCCCCCCAGCACCCCUGCCUGUCUUCAGGAGCAUCAGGUGCCAGCUUGCAUUGUUGGAGGUGCAGGGCAUGCCCCCAUCACUGCCAGGGGACUGUGGGCAGCAGCCCCGCACCAUGCCCUCCAAGAGCUCGCCUAGGAAUGUCCCGAGCCGGGCGCUGGCCGUGCCGCUGGGGCAGCGGGAGCACACCUGGCUAGUGGCAGCAUCAGCGGGGUGCUGGGCGCAGGUACGUGGGCUCUUCCUGGAAGAGCCAGAGCUGGCCCUGCAGAGGGACUUCAUGUCAGGCUUCACGGUCCUCCACUGGCUGGCCAAGCACGGUGACGGGCCAGGCUUGCAGGAGCUGGCAGCAGCAGCACAGCAGGCUGGGCUGGCCUUGGACGUGGACGCCCGCUCGGGCUGUGGGUACACUCCUCUGCACCUGGCUGCCAUACACGGCCACCAGCUUGUCAUCAAGGUGCUGGUGCUGCAGCUGGGGUGCCAGGUGCAGGUGCGGGACAGCAGCGGGCGCCGGCCAUGGGAGUACCUGGGCAGCUCCACCUCGGGGGAGAUCUGGCAGCUCCUGGAGGCACCCAGAGGCACCAUCAUGUUCCCCACGCAGCCCCUGGCCCGCAGCGUGUCCUCUGCCAGCAAGGUCUCGCUGUCGGCAGGCAGGGCAGCGCUGCCUGCCUGCCUCAGGCUGCAGCACGGCCGCGGGGCUGCCUCCCACCGAACGGGCAGCGAGAGCGACUGAGCUCCCUGGCUUCCCCUGACUAGUGGAGAUGGCACCUUGGUGGCCAAUCCACGAGAUGAAGCCAAGCAGGCAGAACAAAAAGCUGUGAAACAGAUCGAACCUGUCAAAGAAUGUACUUUUAAAUUAAUCCAA